Molecule: messenger RNA, 5287 nt
Organism: Eupeodes corollae
Lineage: Eukaryota; Metazoa; Arthropoda; Insecta; Diptera; Syrphidae
Gene: Axud1
Exons: 4
Coding region: 1201-4137 (978 amino acids)
Biological process (GO): regulation of transcription by RNA polymerase II
Cellular component (GO): nucleus
Molecular function (GO): sequence-specific DNA binding; DNA-binding transcription factor activity, RNA polymerase II-specific
Source: RefSeq, a predicted model, not a curated record
AAAUACAAAAAUUGGUUUGGUCACCGACGACGACCAAAAAAAUCAACCAAUCAAUUCCUUAAAGUUUUCAGAUUGAUUUUGAGCAGCAGUUAACCAACAGCGUAUCUACCGUGCGUAAAAAUAGGACAAAUAUAUAAAUAUAUAUCGUGGUAAAAGCGAUCUAUCUAUAAUACUCUCUCUCUAUCCUUUUCUUAUUAAUUAAUGAAUUAUAAUAAUUCUGAAACUGAAUUAUAACACUUGCAAUAAAGAAAAGCAAAUUUCUACUUGUACAAUUCGUCUUCAUACGAAUUUCUAACGAUUUUAAAAAUCACCAAGAAAAAAUCUAUGAAAUCUAAGAAAUGUGAAGUGAAGAAAACAAAAUGUUAUCCCAUAAAACUGAAUACGAGUUUCUUAAAUAAAGAAUCUGUCCGAGAACAAAUAAAGAAAAAGGAAACAUUUAAAAACUUUUAUAAAAGUUCUGUAUAAACAAAAAAAAGAGAAAUAGUUGAACUGAUUUUUCUACUUUGCGAAAUUCAGUGGUGGUAAAGUAAUUUUUUAAUUUUUGUUCAAUUGGAAUCCUCCUUGUUCUCAUUGAUAAAAUGAACAUUAUCUAACUUUAAAAAGUAGAACUAAGGAAGUUAACUUUUAAUCGGGUUGCGAUUGCGAUCACUUAUGUUCUGCUGUUAAGAGGAAAAAACCCAAAAACGAUUGAAAAAAGGAAGAAAAGAAGAAAGGCCGCUGUUUGCUUUUGCUUCUGCCUUUUGCUGUGCUGCACUGCACUAGUUGCUAAUAAUUGAGAUUGAGAAGUUUGGAAGUCGAAAACUUUCUCAUCGUGUCGCCUUCGUCGUCGUCGUUAUCGCUCCAACAAAUUGAUUUAAAAACUUACAGGAAAAGUUUCAUUGGAUCAGCAUAACUUUUAACUUUGGUUGGUAAUGGGAGAAGUGUAAAUUGAUAGAACGAACGAACUUGCGUAAGGAUAUUCGUGUGUGGUUUUGAUUUUGUUUCUGAUUUUUAGUUCUCUAACGAACGAAAAAAAGAAGGAAAUAUAACGCGUUGGAAUGUUGUUCUGCUUUCUGCAUGCCAACUUGAAAUUUAAUAUCCACUUACUAUACUAACAAAAUAUACAAAAUCUAUCUCUAUCGAUUUUUAGUUUAAGAUGUCUCAUCAAACUCGGUUUUCGAGUUUUAUUAAAUUGCCCUACGUACUUCAGGAGCUAGAAUAAUGUUUACGCCCAUUCGUAAUCUUAUAACAUACAUACAAAAAAAUGCCAGUGGAUCGAAUUUUUUUGGAGGAACUACACCAACGAGCCCUGAACUAAGUGAAACUGUUGUCCAUAACAACAACAACAACAGCACAUCAAUGGAGAGUGAAAUUAUCGAAAGUAUAGUACCCACAAUGGUGGUAUCAGAAUCAGAACCGUCGUCAUCCUUAUCAUCAUCAUUGUUGAAAGAACCAAAUCUUAAUGAAAAUAAUAACCAUCCUGUUGAGAAUGAACUUCUCCUCAAGGAGAAAAGCUUUUUUGUGAGCACAAAUGCCACCACCGUCAACGUGACUGACCAAGAUCCAGAUCCUUUGAAUGAAAACCCCGAUUAUAAUGAUAAUGAUUAUCUGGAAGAAGUCGACGACGAGACAGGAGGAGGAGGAGAGGAGGAGAAAGAUAUAUUCCUGGACUUUCCACCUGAGAAUGAAACCGAGACCGAGACCGAAAAUGAUCUUGGAUUUCCAAGAAGUGAAGUGAUAGUUCUCAAUGAUCCAGAUUUGAAUGUGUCCAUGAAUUCGGAACCCACAGCAGAUCCUCUAGCGAUAGAUGAGUACAAUGUAAAUUUGUCUGUUAGCUCCCCAAAUCCCUUAGACUCAUCGACUGAGGGUGAUGUUCUUUUCGUGGUUGAUAUCGAAUCGGUUGUGGGUCAGGCUCCACGACUGAUAGACGAGGCUGAAGAUUCUACCCAAUUGACUACGACGGUCAAGUCAACGGAUGAACAGGAACUGCGAAGUGAUGGUUCAGAUUCUGGACUGGGUUCGGAGACAUCGACUUUGCAAACAACCGCGACCAGCGUAACCGACACCAGUGUUGGCUCAAUAAUGUGUGCAUCUCCAAUGGCGGAAAAAAUUCCCCUCCGCUCCAAUUUAAAACGUCACAUCCAAGACGUGGAUGUUGUGGACACCGCCGACGGCCAGCAACUCCAAAACAAAAAACCCAGAAGAUCAAUUAACUUUGAGGGCGUAAAAGUCUUCUAUUUUCCACGCAUCCAGGGUCAUGGAUGUGUCCCAUCGCAGGGCGGAUGUACCCUUGGCAUGGGAGCUCAUCACAUUAGUUUUAAAACAUUCAGUUUGGCCGAGCAUGCAGCAGAGCUAAGGCGUGCUCAUAAAUUGCAAUUGCAAGAGGUCAAUCCGCGUGGUUCGUCGAGUGAUGAAUCGGACAGCGAUGAGGAGCUAAGUGAGGGCAGUGGAUCAGAUCUGGAUGCGGAGACAAAUGGUUUCCUGCAACCGGUUUCACCAAAACAACGAAGAGCCUUACUGAAAGCGGCUGGCAUCAGGAAAAUCGAUGCCAAUGAGAAAAUUGAAUGUCGAGACAUAAGGAAUUCGAGAGAGAUUUGCGGUUGUGUGUGCAGAGACUUUUGUGACCCCGAUACGUGUGCGUGCAGUCAAGCUGGAAUCAAGUGUCAGGUCGAUCGGGCAAUGUUCCCCUGCGGGUGUUCCCGUGAUGCAUGCGGUAAUGUCAUUGGUCGCAUUGAAUUUAAUCCAUCUCGAGUUAGGACACAUUUCAUACACACAAUUAUGCGCCUGGACAUGGAAAAUCGACAGCAAAAACGAACUGACGAACUAAGUUCUCAACUAGUGGCCUCAUCAACACAUUUAGUUUAUAAUAAUGUUCCUGCCCUAGCAGCAAGCAGCAACAGCAUCAGUAACAUCAGCAGCACAACAGCUAUCAGCACUUACAAUCCAAUACCAACCAACUACAAUAGCCUGGAUCAAAGUUCGAACGAAGCCUACCAUCAUCACAUGCAUCAGCAGUACAAUGUGUACAAUAAUCACAUGCCACAAACACAUCCUGCCAGUGGUCUGUGCGGUGUUCAAUCGGUGUUGUCUCCGUUAUCAGCGCCGCCAGCGGUCGUGAUGGGAGCACCAACAGUUGCAUUAACCUUACCCACGCACAAUCUCUAUACCAAUGCGACGCCCACAGCAGUCACCACAGAAGUAGAUAGCAUAGCCUUGAAUGGUGGCGUCGGAGUGGGCGUUGGAAACCUACAUUACCAGGAUGGAACCAUAUAUCCACCAGUAGUCAUCCCGCCUGUUGUGACCUACGGUGAUAUUUUAACGCCCUAUGCCAACACAGCGCCAUAUGAGAACCCCACUAGCACUUACUCAACGUCGAACGUGUACACUAGUUAUCAUAAUGCUCCACACCACCAAAGCAAUCAUGUUCAUCCCACAGAACAACCACAGCCUUUCCUGGGAUACAAUGCAUCUUGCAAUGGUGACAUGGCUGACUUCAGUGAAAGCCACAACAGCUUUAUAAGCCUGAAUACGCCCGACGCGAGCUCAGCUCGAUUGUCGGCAAUCAAUGAUCUUUUACACAGUACUCGAAACACAACAUCGGCCUUGGUGGCAGUGUCGCCAAUCGAGACGGCCAUAGUUCCAUGUGAAUCAGGUCUACAAGAUCAUCAACUAACAGAUCUUCCAGUUUCGAAUGUUAUCAAGGAAACAGUAGAAGAAUGUGACCAAAAUCUUGCACACUCAGAUUUGAGUAGAAGACCAGAGACACCACCAGAUGAAGGACUUACACAGCCGCCUGCGCCUUUGGCAGUUAUUGAAACAAAUGAAAAUCAAUUGACCAAGGAAGUAAUGCCCGAGAUCACAGAGGUAGGUGGGGACAAAAUCAAGGAAAGCAUCCCUGAAGUUUUUGCAAAUGAAGAAGAACCAGUAAAUCAGCGUGUAGAAAAAGAAGAAGAACUGCCAAUCACAGAGAGUAAAGAAAUGCUGGAGAAGAGUACUGUGUCCGCAUGCUCUAAGGUCGAGAAAUCAGAGAUCGAUAAGAUUAUGAAUGGUGACAUUCAUGUCGAUCUCCCCGCGGCGAAACCAGAGGAAAAUGGCAUCAACAACGCAACAACACCAACAACAGCAUGUCCCCCAAUAGUUGAGAGCGCACUGGCUUAGGCACCCCACCACAACCGCUUUCUUUGCUCAACCCCUUGCAAGACUUUGUUUCUUCAUUCAGCGCCUAGCCCCUACUACGCAAAAAAGAGCGCUUAUAUAUUUCUGUGAUUAAAAAUAAUUUCCUUUUGGGCGCGUUUAUUAUUUUUGAAAAAAUAAUUUAAAAAAAAAAAAAUCAGUUUGCGUCCAGAUUCCUAAGUUAAAUAAAAAGAUUGAAAAAUAACAACAACAAAAAAGUGACAAAGAUGGUGUUGUUAGGUGAUAAUCGUCCUGGAGAGAGGACAAGAGAUUUGUUGUUGAUGCCUCGUAACGUAAAACAUUUAUCCAUGAUUUGGAAAAACAGAAACAAAAUAACAAUUUUCAAAUAAUAUUUUUGUUUAUUUUUUUCUUUUAAUUAUUGUAAAUGUCUUAAUUACGAAUUAAUUUUAUUAAACUCGGUAUUUGAUUAUUUCCGAGGUAAGUUAUUAUUUAAAAAAAAAACUUCUUUGUUCUUUUCGUUUUCAACUAAAUUUUAUUUAAACAAACAAAUACAUAUUAAAAUUAAAUUGUUCUCGUUAUUCCCUUUUUUCAAAUCAUUUAUUUACUUAUUCCUUUUUCCAUAUAAAUUUUUUAGAAGUAGUUUUUUUUAAUGCUUUAUUGUUUUAAAAUUGAAAAAGUAAAAAGUUUUCAUCAUCCAGAUUAAGUAAUAAAAUAAAUAAACAACAAACAAAAAAUUAUAAAUUAAUGAACAAAUAAAAACAAACAAACUUGUAAUAAUAUUAAAAAAAAAGAAGAAGAAAGAAAAUAACUUGUUUUGUAGUGUCAACUUUUAUAUAAUUAAUUAUUCUUGUUUUAAGUGUUAAAACUUUAAAAUAAAUAAAUAAUAAAUACAACAAAAUAAAAGAAUUACAAAAAAUAAACAACUAAAAUUAGGGAAAGCAAUUCAAAGUUAUAUAACUCCAUUGAAAUUGCAUUAAAAAUAAAAUAGAUUUUAUAUAGAAAAGACACAUUUUAAAAACUUGUGUGUUUUAUGUUAAAACAAAAACAAUAUAACAUAAUAAAACAACAACAAAAAAUGAUGCAUUUUGUGUAUAAAAUCAAUUAUCCUGUAAAAAAAAAGAAAAACAUUAAAUUAAAUAAAAAUAUUUAAAAAUAAAUCUCACAUAAAACACAG